AUGGUCAAACCACUUCAAGAACUUGAGUGCUGGACUGAUUGGUUUAACAGAGAUAACCCCAGUGGAAGUGGAGACUGGGAAGUCCUUUCAGUGCUAAGAAAAGACAACCCUGGAAAGAUCUGCUCCAGACCCAUCGGCAUUGAGGUGAAAACUCUGAGCGGUCUCACUGUUUCUCAAACAGGAGAUCAGAUUUACAGACAAGACACAACUACAGGAUUUGUCUGCAGAAAUGACGACCAGCCUUUCAUGAGGAUGUGCAGUGAUUAUCGCGUUCGUUUCAAUUGCUUCCCUUCAUUCUGUGGUGGUGAAGUAACAGUGUGCUGGACAAAGUGGUAUAAUCGGGAUCGUCCUAGUGGAAGUGGAGACUGGGAACUUUUGAGCAACCUCAGAGAACAAUAUCCGGGCCAAAUUUGUGCAAAACCCCUGAAACUUGAGGUUGUUACCACUGACACGAUGACCCCAGCCAGCAGCACAGGAGAGAUCUUCUUUCUAAAUAAUCCAACCCAGGGAUUUGUUUGCAAGAAUUCAGAUCAGAAAGAUGGAAGAUGCAAAGACUACCAAGUCCGCUUUGGAUGCCCGUGUUAA
Molecule: messenger RNA, 585 nt
Organism: Salarias fasciatus (jewelled blenny)
Lineage: Eukaryota; Metazoa; Chordata; Actinopteri; Blenniiformes; Blenniidae
Product: cartilage intermediate layer protein 1-like
Exons: 5
Coding region: 1-585 (194 amino acids)
Source: RefSeq, a predicted model, not a curated record